UUGCGACCGACCACUGUCUGCAAGGGGUGUUCUCAGCAGAUGUUCUGAACACACUUUCACGCGACUGUAAUGCUCAUUCGGAACACCAACGGCAUUUAUGACGGGCUCGUUCGGCGUCGCUUGUCGACAUUUGACUUGAACUAGUUUGUUUAUCCUGAAAUAUGUGUUGCUGACUCAACAAGAAGAUGCAUGCCACAACGUGCUUCGUUCUUCUUGUCACCUCCUUCUUGUAUGUGGGAUGUGACAACUGGCAGGAAUGGUGGACCUACGAUGGAAUUUCCGGGCCGGGUUACUGGGGCCUCAUGAACCCCCAGUGGAAUAUGUGCUCGAAGGGAAGGCGACAGUCACCCAUCAACGUGGAACCCGAGAAGUUGCUCUUCGAUCCCCACUUACAACGCAUUCACUUGGACAAACACAAAGUGAGCGGAACGCUACACAACACAGGACAAUCGUUGGUCUUUAGGGUAGACAAAGACACCAAACAACACGUGAACAUUUCGGGGGGACCCCUCGCCUAUAGAUACCAGUUUGAGGAAAUAUAUAUACAUUAUGGAGUCGAAAAUCAACAGGGAGGAUCCGAACAUCACAUACACGGAUAUUCGUUUCCUGCAGAGAUUCAAUUCUAUGGGUUCAACAAACAACUCUACCACAAUAUGUCGGAGGCACAACAUAAAUCUCAAGGCAUUGUGGGAAUAUCCAUAAUGGUUCAGAUCGGAGACAUCCCCAAUCCCGAAUUAAGGAUAAUCACCAGCGUUUUCAACCGAGUGACGUACAAAGGAGCUUCCACACCAAUAAAACAUAUAUCUCUGAAAAAUAUGCUGCCAGACACAGAGCACUUCAUGACAUAUGAAGGCUCCACGACUCAUCCAGGCUGUUGGGAAACUACUGUUUGGAUCAUCCUUAAUAAGCCCAUUUAUAUUACCUACCACGAGCUCUACCAACUCAGGAAGCUGAUGCAGGGUUCGAAAGAAGCACCCAAAGCCCCCUUGGGCAACAACGCCCGUCCGGUCCAGCCGCUCCAUCAGAGAACCAUCAGAACCAACAUCAACUUCAAGAAUGCCCAGACCAACACUUUAUCCCAAUGGAGCAACGUAGUAAGUCAGACCAGCAGCUGUCCCACCAUGCACAAGGAGAUGUAUUACAAAGUUAAUAAAUGGACUACUGACUAUGACAGAGACCAGCACUCGUUGUCUAGGACGCAUUCGCUACAAUGAGAUGCAGCAGUAAAAUGAAGCUUUGUAUAUACCUAAUCGAGAAAUUAAGGACGCAUUUUGUGAUAACGUACGCAAUAAUGACCAAGUGAAGUGUUGUAUAAACCCGUGUUAUCUGGAGAUUUCGCACAGGGUGCGUGUACGAGCUCUUCAGACGGAAUGUCUAAUGUGUUAAGUGUGUAGGGCGCGAGCAUUAGGCAUUAUGUGUGACGAUUAUACAAUAACUAAACCAUGUCCAGGUAAUGAAUAAGGCAAACGAGAUAUUUUAUUAUUUAACGAGAAAAUUAAUUACGCUAAUAAGAGUUAAAUUGUCUGCAGAAGCAAAUACUUAUAUUCAUUUCAAUCUUGUCUGUAUGUCAGCUUGGACGAAAUGAAACUCGAAGUCUGAGAAUAAUCGGGCAUCAGCUGGCACUUAAUUAAAGUAAUGCCCACCUCGGAGCCCUUGAUUCACUGAGACUGUGACAAACUGGCAAACUUCGAGAUAAUCCUGCCAGAAUUUCUUUUCGAAUUAAAAUAGUGAUCCACCUAAAUCUUCAAAUUUAAUUCAGCUUCUCUUUAAAAAAUAAAAUAAAUUUCAUUAAACUACAAUUACGAAUUUCAGCUUGUUUGCGGAUAAUUCCUCAAAAUGAUUAAAAGCAAAUCUGUGUUUAAAUACACAUGUGAAACAUUAGACUAAAUCAGAAACAACUAUACAACUGGAAUUAUGCCGUUAUGCGGGGUAACUUGUACUAAACCUAUUAUAAACAUGGCGACCCUUACUAACUUAAAGACAAAUACACGCGGAAACAAAACAACCAAAACAACUCCAGCCAACGUUUAAUGUUAAAAGUACAUACAUUAUUCAUAAAUAAUUUCAUGUAGGAGCACAGUCUCGAUACAUUUAAUAUUUUAAUAAUGACUUUUUAUCGAACGAAUGAUCAUCUAAAUAAUUGGACAUGUUUAAUUAAACGACUUUAUCCUUAUGCUACGAACUGUUCCAAUUUCACGUCUCAGACUUCGAACGCGUUAAAAUUUAGCAAUGACUUUGUAUGCUUCGUAAGUAGCACUUUAAUGUAUAUUGCCAAAUUGUAAAAUAUAGAUUAAUACAAAAUAAACAUUUAUUAACAAA
This is a messenger RNA of Zophobas morio, 2319 nucleotides long. It is a transcript of the gene CARPA, whose product is annotated as carbonic anhydrase-related protein 10. The record is from RefSeq and is a predicted model, not a curated record. NCBI's taxonomy places the organism in Eukaryota, Metazoa, Arthropoda, Insecta, Coleoptera, Tenebrionidae. Gene Ontology annotation, molecular function: zinc ion binding; carbonate dehydratase activity. The transcript has 11 exons. Bases 186 to 1214 code for a protein of 342 amino acids.